This is a messenger RNA of Beta vulgaris subsp. vulgaris (sugar beet), 1743 nucleotides long. RefSeq lists its product as uncharacterized. Gene Ontology annotation, molecular function: RNA-DNA hybrid ribonuclease activity; nucleic acid binding. The coding region runs from base 1 to 1743 and encodes 580 amino acids. Lineage: Eukaryota; Viridiplantae; Streptophyta; Magnoliopsida; Caryophyllales; Amaranthaceae. The record is from RefSeq and is a predicted model, not a curated record. The transcript has a single exon.
AUGUCGCUAUUUCCGGUUCCGAAAAAAGUCAUUGACAAAAUUAACAAACUCCAGCGUGAUUUCCUUUGGUGUGGCCGCUACUCGGGGAAGAACUCUUUUGCUCUCGCUCCAUGGAAGCUCCUAGAAUUGCCUAAAUGCUUUGGAGGGGUCAGCUUGGGGAGUUUAAGUCACAGAAAUUUUGCGUUGCUUUUUAAGUGGGUUUGGCGUUUUUUCAACGAGCCAAACUCACUCUGGAGAAGAGUGGUUGCAAGCAAGUACCACCUCCCAAUGUCCUUCACUAUCCACGACUUAUUCAUACCCUCUAUGGGAGGGCCUUGGAAGAAAAUAUGUGCUUCAAUUCUCAAGCAUCCGGAAUCACAAUGCAUCCUUAGCAGCAAAAUCCGCAAGCGAGUGGGCAAUGGUCAAAACACCAUGUUUUGGCACGAACUUUGGCUGGGUGAGUAUCCCCUAAAACUCACUUUCCCGAGGCUUUUCAAGCUCGCUACAAAUCAGCAAGUAACCAUUGCAUCAAGUGGUGUAUGGGACGGUCACAAAUGGUUAUGGUGCUUCUCGUGGAAUAGAGCCUUAAGAGCUAGAGACAUCGAAGAAAGAAACAGAUUGCUCAUCAUUCUCGAAAAUGUUCAUUUAUCCCCUAGCUGCGAGGACUCUUUUGUAUGGACGCCGCAUAAAUCAGGCGCCUUCUCGGUUAAAUCUUUAAGCUUAGAGCUCGCAAAAAACUCACAACACCCAAUGCAAGAUGUUAUAAAGGGGGUAUGGCGUGGCUUGGUGCCACCACACAUUGAGUUCUUCGUCUGGCUUGCGCUCCUCGGCAAGAUAAACUCGAAACUGAAAUUAGGCAUCAUCGGCCUUAUCCCCAUGCGCGAGACGACUUGUAUUCUAUGUGACUCUCAUGUGGAAGAUCAUAAUCAUUUGCUACUUCACUGCCCUUUCUCGUGGCGCAUUUGGACUUGGUGGGCAAAUCUUUGGAACCUACAAUGGGUGUUCCCAUCCUCGUUAAUGGAGGCCUUCUCUCAAUGGAAAUAUAUAAACAAAGGGCCGUUCUUCAAGAAGGUAUGGUUUGCAUCUUUCUUCAUCAUUGUAUGGUCUUUAUGGAAAGAGCGAAAUGCUAGGAUUUUCAACUCCUCAUCAUGCUCAAUCAAGCAAAUCCAAGACUUGGUUCUAUUAAGGUUAAGUUGGUGGAUAAAAGGUUGGAAAGACCCCUUUCCUUACUCUUAUGAGGACAUUGUUCGAGCGCCUCAAUGCCUCUGGUGGUCUGUUCCUUCCAACCUCCAAGGUUGUGCUCUUCCUUCUCUCGGGCCACAAAUAUGGGCUCCUCCCCCUGCUGGGAUGCUCAAAUGGAACGUCGACGCUUCUGUAAACUUGGGUCAUUCCAUGUCUGCUAUCGGGGGAGUUCUUCGAUCUGAAAUAGGCUGCUUCAAGUGUGUGUUUUCAAGCCCGAUUCCUCCUAUUGAGAUAAAUAGUGCUGAAGUGCUCGCAAUAUACCGCGCCAUUCAAAUUUCAUCGCAUUGUGACUCGUUAAAAAAUCAAGCCAUCAUUGUUGAAUCCGAUUCUUCAAACGCGGUUAUGUGGUGUAACGCAGACUCGGGUGGACCAUGGAACAUAUGUUUUCAGCUCAACUUCAUUAGAAGCGCAAAGAAGAGAGGUCAAAUUCUGGAAAUUAUUCAUAAAGGAAGAGCCACCAAUGUCGUGGCGGACACAUUAGCAAAACAAGGCUUGAGGAGGGAUGCAGAAUUUCUAGCUUAG